CAAGUGGAGAUCAAGAAGAGAUCCAGAGUGCCUGGUGUUAUGAUCAUCCAGUAUGUCAAGGAACUGCCACGUGGAAAAACCACACCUGAUUUCACCAGGAAACCAAUUGCCUUGACAGUUCAAGAAGGCAAAGUGGCAAUUUUCAAAGCAGUGGUGACCGGAGAUCCAGUUCCAACUGUAACCUGGGCACGCAACAAGGGUGAUACUUCUGAUCCAGAAAAAUAUAAGCCAAAAUAUGAUCCAAGGACUAGAGAACAUGUUCUGGAGAUACCAAAUGUGAAAGCAGACCAAGGAGACACGUACAAAUGUUUCGCUACGAAUGAAUUUGGAAAAGCUGUAUGCACAGCUACAUUGGGUGUCAUUGCAGUUGGAUUCAAGAAAAAGCAAAUCGGUAUGUCCACAAUAGUCCCUGAGGACUUCAGGAAAAUGCUUAAGAAAACCAACAUUGUCAGGAAGAAAAAGGAAAAACCCAAGAAAGAGGGGGAGAUUGAUCCAAAAUUCUGGGAAUUGAUGCUAAGUGCCAAAAAGAGAGAUUAUGAGCGCAUUUGUCGGGAAUUUGGAGUCACUGACUUUCGCUGGAUGCUAAAACACCUUAACCUAAUGAAAAAGGAGAAGGAGGAUGAACAGGCCAAGGUGGUCGAGAAAGUUGACAACAUGAAACAGAUUGAACUGAAAACGAGUGGCAGAGCUGAAUUUGAGUUUAAUAUGAAGCUCAGGGACCCAAAGAGUAACAUUUAUCUGUACAAGAAUGGCGACAUGCUUGAUUAUGGCGAUGGCACUGAUGAUUCCUACAAACACAAUAUGAAAAAAACUGGUGAUAAGUACUUGUUUAGCAUCAACAAUGUUGGCCUAAAUGAUGGAGGAAUAUACCAAGUGGAUGUUGAGGAUGUUAACGUUUUCUCAACAAGCUUUACAAUUCCUGAUGUGGAAUUUGAUGGCAUGCUGAAGGAUGCUAAAGUCAUUGAGGAACAGGAUGCAGUGUUUGAGUGUGUUUUAUCUGGUCCUGUACCAGAAAUCACCUGGUGUGCCAAUGACAUCUCUGUUGAGCAUGGAGACAAGUACAACAUCACAGUCUCUGAAGACAAUCUCACCCACAGAUUAGUAGUGAAGAACUGUAAACCAGAGGACAAGGGUGUGUACACGGCUAUUGCUGGGAUUAAAUCCUCCAAGGCCGCUCUUGCUGUGGAUGAGGAUCCUAAAGCCAGGGGGAAGGGUCGAUGUGGUUCAAGUGAUGGAGCAGAUGAUCUUACAAGAUGUCUAGCAGAUGAGCAGGCCAGGCUGCAGAGAGAAAGGGAUGAAGCAGCCAGGAGAGCCAAGGGUACUGGUGGAAGAGGUGAUGGAGGAGAUGAUAGUGGAGGAACUGGCUUGGGAGGUGGAAGUGGUGGAGAUGCAAGAGGAAGGUAUGGACUGGGAGGAGACGGUACAGAUGGAAGUGGGAAGAAUAAUAUAGAUGGAAGUGGGAAGAAUGGUACAGACAGAAGUGGGAAGAAUAGAAUGGGGAAGAGUGAUUUAGGAGCAGACGGACUGGGAGGCCAAUUAGCUGGCCUUGGAUCUGGUGGAACUGUUGGAGAUGGUACAGAUGAUAAAGUGCACUUUGCAAGUGGGUUAUCAGACCAAAACGCUCUACGUGGCAAGCCUGUCGAGCUUGUGUGCAAACUAAAUACUGAAAAAAUUGACGGAGUGUGGUAUAAAAAUGGGGAGAAGCUGACUUCCAAAGAUGGAGUGAUCGUUACUAAAGAUGGUUGUACACAUAAGCUCAUAAUGCAGAAUUGCAAAGAUUCAGAUGCAGGUGUAUAUCAGUUUGAGGUGAAUGGCUGCAAGACAGAGGCCACGGUGAGAGUUGGAGAUCUUCCAGAAUUUGAUCCUGAUGCUUUGCAAAAGUUCUCAAACCCCGUGAUAGUGAAAGCAGGCCAGACUGCAUCUUUUAAGAUGUCAUUCCCACCACAAGCCUCUCUGGAGGUUAAAUGGUUUAAAAAUGGCUCUGAGCUUCUUGAUGGUGGUUCAGUUAAAGUAGUGAAGGAAUCAAACCAUAGUCGCUUUCAAAUGAAAGACUGUAUGCGGAUGGAUACUGGAGAGAUCAAAAUCCAGCUAAAAAACCCUUUUGGUUCUACUGAAGCCAUAUCAAGUCUUCUUGUACUAGACAAGCCAGGUACACCACAAAGCCCCGUAGAAGUGAAUGAAAGCACAUCCUCAGUCCUUGAAUUGAAAUGGAAUCCUCCAAAGGAUGAUGGUGGGUCAACAGUAACAAACUACAUAAUUGAGCGCCAACAAGUUGGGCAGAGUACAUGGAAAAGGGUUGGGGAUGUUUCAGCUGAUCAUCUAACCUUCAGAGAUAAAAGUGUGUCCCUUGGCAAGAGGUAUAUAUAUCGCAUCUAUGCAGAGAACCCUGAUGGCAUCAGUGAACCACUGGAGACAGAGAAAAUCAUAGCUGGUGCUAUAAUUUUCCCUGGCCCACCGGCCCCUCCAAAGGUUGUCAGUGCUUUCAAAAACUGUAUCAACCUACAUUGGAUUCCACCAGAGAAAGAUGGCGGAGCUACAAUUUUGGGCUACCUGCUGGAGAAACGCAAGAAAGAUACCAACCAAUGGGUGACUCUGAACUCAGUCAAUGAACCGAUUCAAGCUCUAAAAUAUGCAGUGAAAGAUGUGUCUGAGGGAUCGGAAUAUGAGUUCAGAGUAUCAGCCAUUAAUAUGUCUGGAGCUGGAGAACCCAGCGCACCUUCUGUAAUGGUCUGUGCUAUAAACCCCAAAAUGAAGCCUCAUUUCAAAGAUCCUGAAGACUUUAUGGUGGUGAGAUCAGGAAAUUCUAUCAGAAUAAAAAUUAAUUAUGAGGCCUCUCCACUGCCUAACAUUACGUGGCUUCAGAACGGUGAACCUGUAUCUCCCUGGAAAAAGAUCAUUAAUAGCGAUGGAACAUCCACUCUUGUCAUACCCACGUCAAAGUACUCUGACUCUGGUAUUUACACCAUUGUUGCUAAAAACUCAAGUGGGCAGGCAAGCUUUGACAUAGAGGUCAGAGUAACAGAUGAACCCAAGCCUCCAGGCCAAGUGGCGCUGGAGCAGGUGAUUUAUGGUAAAGUCAUUAUCACAUGGGCUCCAUCUCCAGACCAGAAGAAGGACGACAGACUGCAUUACAUUGUGGCAGAACACAACUCUAACACACGCAUUUGGCGCACAAUAGCCGAUCACCUUCUCUGUAAUACCUACACAACCAGCAUCAAACCAGGUCUAGAAUAUCAUUUUAGAGUCUAUGCAAAAAAUGAUAUGGGACUUUCCGAUCCUUCAGAUUCACCAACAUGGGGUGUCAACAGCAACAGAGUUUCGGUACCCUCAAGCGUGCCAACUGUGAUCACUUUGGAAAGGCCACCAUCCAUUCUGGUUCCACUGAAACAACACGCUCCACCCAAUGGAUAUCAGUGCUACAUGACCUGCGCUGUCCGUGGCUGCCCCACACCACAUAUUGCAUGGUACCAUAAUGGGAUUUGCAUCAACUCCAACAAUAACUACUACAUCACAAAUGCAUUUGGCAUCUGCUCCAUGUACAUCCUCAGAGUUUGUUCUGAAAAUAGUGGUGAAUACAAAGUGGUGGCAGUCAACUCAUUUGGCAGGGCAGAAUGUUCCACCAAAUUAAAAGUGAAAGAUUAA
Messenger RNA from Myxocyprinus asiaticus (Chinese sucker), 3642 nucleotides. It is a transcript of the gene igfn1.4, whose product is annotated as immunoglobulin like and fibronectin type III domain containing 1, tandem duplicate 4. Gene Ontology annotation, molecular function: protein binding. The transcript has 21 exons. Lineage: Eukaryota; Metazoa; Chordata; Actinopteri; Cypriniformes; Catostomidae. The coding region runs from base 40 to 3642 and encodes 1200 amino acids. The record is from RefSeq and is a predicted model, not a curated record.